Molecule: messenger RNA, 2759 nt
Organism: Pangasianodon hypophthalmus (striped catfish)
Lineage: Eukaryota; Metazoa; Chordata; Actinopteri; Siluriformes; Pangasiidae
Gene: ciao3
Product: nuclear prelamin A recognition factor-like
Exons: 11
Coding region: 78-1511 (477 amino acids)
Biological process (GO): iron-sulfur cluster assembly
Cellular component (GO): cytosolic [4Fe-4S] assembly targeting complex
Molecular function (GO): 4 iron, 4 sulfur cluster binding
Source: RefSeq, a predicted model, not a curated record
GGGAGGAGCUUCCAGAGCUGCCAGGUAGCUAAUGUCGCGUUUGGUCGCAGUGUAUUAUUGUAUGGAGGUCAUUCAAUAUGGCGUCUCACUUUAGCGGAGUUUUACAACUGACUGAUUUGGAUGAUUUUAUCACACCGUCACAGGAAUGUGUGAAGCCAGUGAAAGUGGACAAGAAGCAGGGGCGAUCUGUGGCCAAAAUCCAGAUUGAAGAUGAUGGCUCUUACUUUCAGGUUAAUGAGGAUGGCCGAAUGCAGAAGCUGGAGAAAGCCAAGAUCACUCUGAAUGACUGUUUGGCCUGUAGUGGCUGCAUCACGUCAGCCGAGAGCAUCUUAAUCACCCAGCAGAGUCAUGAGGAACUAUACCGAGUGCUCCGCCUCAAUAAGCAGAGUAGCAGCAGUGAGCAGAAGCUGGUUGUAGUGUCAGUGUCACCACAGUCUCGGGCUUCCCUAGCCACACGCUACUCUCUCAACAGCAGCGAGGUGGCCAGGAGGCUUACAACCUUCUUCAAAAAUCUGGGUGUUCAUUAUGUAUUUGACACUGGAUUCAGUCGCACCUUCAGCCUGCUGGAGAGUCAGAGAGAGUUCCUCAAGAGGUUUGCUCGGAAAGGGGAGGACAAGAAAGCCUUGCCCAUGCUGGCAUCUGCCUGCCCAGGUUGGAUCUGCUAUGCUGAGAAGACCCAUGGUGACUUCAUCCUGCCUUACAUCAGUACAACCCGUUCUCCUCAACAGAUGAUGGGCUCACUGGUCAAGAGAUUCUUCGCUAGUCAGCAGGGUGUUGAACCGCAAAAGAUUUACCAUGUGACCGUGAUGCCUUGCUAUGACAAGAAACUGGAAGCUUCCAGACCUGAUUUCUACCUUAGCGAGGCAGAGACCAGAGAAGUGGACUGUGUCAUUACAUCAGGAGAAGUUCUCAAGAUGUUGGAAGAGGAAGGCGUGUCUCUGUGUGAUAUAGAGCCAGCACCUUUAGAUACUAUGUUCAGUAAUGUGUGUGGUGAGGAGCUGCUGUGUCAUGCUGGGAGUGGUUCAGGAGGAUAUCUUCAUCACGUCUACACUCGCGCUGCCAAACAACUCUUUGGAGUUGAAGUGGAGGAACUCACAUACAAGACUCUCAAAAACAAGGACUUCCAGGAAGUCAUUCUAGAGAAAGAUGGAGAAGUUCUUCUGCGCUUUGCUGCCACCUACGGCUUCAGGAAUAUUCAGAACCUCGUGCAGAAGUUGAAGAGAGGAAAGUCACCGUACCAUUUUGUAGAAGUCAUGGCAUGUCCAUCAGGGUGCCUGAAUGGCGGAGGUCAGCUGAAGCCUGUAGCAGAUCAGUCCAACAAGGAGCUGCUGCAGCAGGUGGAGGUGGCAUACAGAGUGGAGCAGCCGUCUGCACCCGAGGAGGAUCAGCGUGUUGCUGAGCUUUACCACACAUGGCUAAAGAGUAUGGGAGAGGAGAAAGCACGAGAGCUACUUCACACGCAGUAUCACGCAGUGGAGAAAAGCACCAAUGGACUCACCAUCAAGUGGUGAAAAUCUGAAAGCCUGGUGUGUGAAUCGUCUGAAAUCUAUAAAGCAGCAAAGUGAUGCAUGGAAUAUGAUCUCCAGCACGGCAAUUCAGGACAAGUGUUAGAGUAAUGAGCUCAUGAUCACAAUCUUGAGAAAAUUCUUGUAUAAUAAAGUACAAUCAGCGUUCAUGUGUAGUUGUUUCAGCACAUGAUUAUAUGCAUAAAGGCAUAACCACUUUUCCCAAGCUUACCAGCUGAUUUAUUUUCUGCGGCUUUGUACUGGGCAUCACGUACGAGUGCUCCAGUAUUUCAUGACAACUUUCAUGACAAUUCCAUAAGUACAGAAGCAAGACUGAUGCUCCUCAAAGUCAUCUGUUUUGAAAUGAGUAAGUUCACAGACUCAGUUGUGUAGCGUUUGUCUGUGAAGCCUCCACAUACUGUUUUUUGCUCUGUAGUUGCAUCAUGUUGUGUGUGGGAGCAAGCCGAACAUCAUCUCCCCAUGAAGUAUGCUGAGUCCUUAGUUUGUCUAAACACAGAAAAAAAAACUAAGCACAAACUUUAUUCAACUUAUUAUGUAUUGUUAAUUAUUUUAGCUAUAAUCUAAUCCAUCCAAUACUUUAUUGACUGAUAAAUUGUGCUUUAAUUUACUGAAUCUGUUAUUCUGGGGGUAAGGCCCCUGUGUCAAUGUAAUGCAAUAUAUUCACUGUAAAAAUAAAUUCUGUUCUCUUUAAUUGACCAUAAGACAGAUAGAUCCAGCUGUCAUGGCAAACCAGUGGCACAGAACAUCAAUGAAAACAGCUAUCGUUGCAUUUUUUAGAUUAACAAGAAUUGUGAAACUGAUGCUUUUUAUUUUUUCAAGUCUGAAGUAAUUUCCCCAAAACUUGUCCCACCCUGAACAUUAAUGGCAGCAAUCAGAAAAGUUCUCUAUUCCUCUGGGUGAAGUAUUUCCAGUUCCAUUGCUUAGCUGACUUAUACAUUACACGAGGAGAGUGAUCAGCAUCAUACUCAACAAAAAAAUGAGGCCAUUUGCCAUUUCUCUGAACUUGAAAGACCUACUUUUUAUUAUUUUAAAUAUUUCAUAUACAUAGGAAAAAUAAUCGUUGAUAGAACAAUCAAAUUACUCUGCUUUGCAUUUGCAGGUACCUUGAAUAAUUUACAAUGUUAAGAAAAUGUGUUUGAAUAAAUGAUCAUAUGUAUAUAAGUUAUUCUUACUAUAUUUAUUUAGGAAAUAAACAUUACUGAAUAUGUUUAAUAAAAACUUGUUUACAUUUAA